Molecule: messenger RNA, 669 nt
Organism: Knipowitschia caucasica
Lineage: Eukaryota; Metazoa; Chordata; Actinopteri; Gobiiformes; Gobiidae
Source: the annotation of a GenBank genome assembly
AUGGGUGGGGGGGUUGGUGGGUGGUGGAUUGUUGUUGUAGUUUUGGUGUUUAGGGGUAUUGGGUGGUUGGUUGUGGGUUGGGGGUUGUUGGGGUUGGGGUUGGGGUGGGUGUGUAAGAAGGGAUAUGUAUGGAUAUUUGGGGGGGUAUGGGGUUUUGGGUGUUGGGGUUGUGUGUGGGGGGGUUGUGGGGGGGGGUGGUUUAUUGGGGGGAUUUUUGGGGUUGUUGGGUUUGUAUUUUUUGGGUGUUUUGGUUUUGAUAUAGAUGGUUUGGUUUGGGGUAGUUUGGGGGGGUGGGGGGGGGUUUUAUGUAGGUGGUGGGGUGUGGGGUUUGUGGGGUUUUGUGGGGGUUGGGUGGUUUGUGUGUGUUUUUAUGGGGGUGGGAUUUUUUGGGUUGGGGAGGGGGGGUGGGGGGUUGUUUUGGGUGGGGGGUGGGUGUGGGGGUGGGGGGUUGGUGGGGGGUUGUUGGGGUAUGGGUUUUUGGGUGGGGUGGGGGGUGGUAGGGGGGGGUGGGGUGUGUGUGUGGGGGGUUUAAUGGUUUUUGUGUUGGUAUAUGGGGGAGGGGGGGGGGAGGAAUUAUUUUGGGGUGGUAAAUUUUAUUGGGAUGGGGUGGGGGGGGGGUGGGGGGUGGUGAGGUGGGGGUUUGUUGGAGGGGGGGGGGGGAUGGGGUAG